GUGUGUGUGUGUGUGUGUGUGUGUGUGUGUGUGUGUGUGUGUGUGUGUGUGUGUGUGUGUGUGUGUGUGUGUGUGUGUGUGUGUGUGUGUGUGUGUGUGUGUGUGUGUGUGUGUGAGAUCUGCAAGAGAAGGCAGGCGGGGCCACAGCCAGGGAGCAGCACAGUGGCAGCAUGCCUGCUUGAGGCGGAAGGCUAAUUGCAAAUUAAAAGUUGCUAGUCUCUCUCUCGGUUCACUUUCUACUUUUUGGUGGAUUAGACAAGCUUCCGCAGAAGGAAAGGAAUGGCAUGAAAAGUAGUCGUGUCGGAAAUUUGAGCUUCAGGAAGUUGCGCUGACACAGUGGAGGAGGGCUGAGGGACUCUGAGAGGGGAGCCCGUAUCGACUGUCUACGCCAUAGAUGGACAUCAUGGGUGAAGACGGGCCUCCCAGUCUGGAGUACAUCAAGGCCAAGGACCUGUUUCCCCAGAAGGAGCUGGUGAAGGAAGACGACAGCCUUCAGGUACCGUUCCCGGCGCUGCAGGGGGAAGGGGUGGAGUACCUGGGCCGUGCCGACGAGGCCGUCAUCGCCAUCUCCAACUACAGGCUCCACAUCAAGUUCAAGGAUUCGGUCAUCAAUAAGUACCCAGGUGUGGACAAUGCCAUAACUGUGCCUCUUGGGCUGAUAGAGAGCGUUGAAUGCAGAGAUAUGUUCCAGCUGCACAUCAUCUGUAAGGACUCCAAAGUAGUGAGAUGUCACUUCUCCACCUUCAAGCAGUGCCAGGAGUGGGUGAAGCGUCUGAACCGCUCUGUGGUGCACCCGUCGCGGCUGGAGGACCUGUUCGCCCUGGCCUACCACGCCUGGUGCCUGGGAGGCAGUGCCGACGACGAGGACCAGCACCUGCACCUCUGUCGCCCAGGCGAUCACGUGCGACACAGAAUGGAGAUGGAGGUGAGGAGGAUGGGCUUCGACACCCAGAACGCCUGGAGAGUGUCUGACAUCAACUCCAACUACAAGCUGUGCUCCAGCUACCCCCAGAAGCUGCUGGUUCCAGUGUGGAUCACCGACAAGGAGCUGGAGAGCGUUGCCUCCUUCAGGUCCUGGAAGAGGAUCCCUGUGGUGGUCUACAGGCACCAGAAGAACGGGGCGGUCAUCGCCCGCUGCAGCCAGCCAGAGAUCAGCUGGUGGGGCUGGAGGAACACGGAGGACGAGUACCUGGUGACCUCCAUCGCCAAGGCCUGCCAGAUGGACCCGGGGCAGAGGCCCCCGCCCGGGGCCCCGGGGGGCCGGCCCCGCGGGGAGGGCCCCGACUCCACCGACGGAGACUUCGACUCCUCUCUGACGGGGGGCCCUGGCGUGGAGGACAGCCCCGCUCGCCAGAAGCUGCUGAUCCUGGACGCCCGGUCCUACACGGCGGCCGUGGCCAACCGGGCCAAGGGCGGGGGCUGCGAGUGCGAGGAGUACUAUCCCAACUGUGAGGUGAUGUUCAUGGGCAUGGCCAACAUCCACGCCAUCAGGAACAGCUUCCAGGCCCUCCGAGCAGUCUGCAGCCAGAUCCCCGAUCCGGGAAACUGGCUCUCGGCGCUGGAGAGCACCCGUUGGCUGCAGCACCUGUCCGUCAUGCUGAAGGCGGCCACUCUGGUGUGUUCGGGGCUGGAGAGGGAGGGUCGGCCGGUCCUGGUGCACUGUUCCGACGGCUGGGACCGCACGCCCCAGAUCGUGGCGCUGGCCAAGGUCCUGUUGGACCCCUUCUACAGAACGAUAGAAGGGUUCCAGGUGCUGGUGGAGACGGAGUGGCUGGACUACGGCCAUAAGUUCGGGGACCGCUGCGGCCACCAGGAGAACGCGGACGAUGUCAGCGAGCAGUGCCCUGUGUUCCUGCAGUGGCUGGACUGUGUGCACCAGCUCAUCAAGCAGUUCCCCUGCCUGUUUGAGUUCAACGAGGCCUUUCUGGUCAAGCUGGUGCAGCACACGUACUCGUGUCUGUACGGCACCUUCCUCUGCAACAACGCCCGCGAGAGGGAGGCCCGCAACAUCUUCAAACGCACCUGCUCCGUCUGGUCCCUGCUGCGCACCGGCAACAAGAACUUCCAGAACUUCCUCUACAUCCCCAGCCACGAAAUGGUGCUGCAGCCGGUGUGCCACACGCGGGCGCUCCAGCUGUGGACGGCGGUGUACCUGCCCACCACCUCGCCCUGCACCGCCGUAGACGACGCCAUGGGCCUGUUCCUGUCGCCGGGCGCCGCGGGCGACGAGCUCACUCCCCGCCCCCUCGACAGGCUUCCCAAGACCCGCUCCAUGGACAACCUGGUGUCGGCGUUCGAGAACGGGGUGCCCCUCACGCGCACCUCCAGCGACCCCAACCUCAACAAGCACUGCCUGGAGGGCCGCGCCGCGCCCCCGCUGGGCUCCGGCCCCCCGGAGAGCCCCGGGGACGGGGGCUCGGACAGCGAGGACUCGGAGGUGGAGGCCGUCGUCAGGACCCCCCCGCGCUCCCCCAUGGAGUGUCCCACGGGCGGCGAGACGAGGCCCGCCCCCUGCCUCACCACCCAGCCUCUGCCCUCCCUCGCCCUCCCCUCCUUCCUCCCCCACGGCGAGCCGCACCCGGCCCCCGUCCUGCAGCAGGCUCUGCCUCAGAGCAACGGCCUCCCCCUCCCGCCGCAGUCCCCCCCGCCCCGGCCUCCACCCCCGCCGCCACCGCCACCGCCCCUUCCUCAGGAGCCCCUCGUCGUCCCCUCCCGGGCACUCGCCUCCCCCACGCACGGACCGGAGGCGGGCUCACCCCCGCCCCGUCGCACCACGGCCCCCUACACCUCCGCCCGCACCCCCGCUGUGAGUCUCCUCAACGGCCACUAUGAUGGCCACGCUGAGGACCUCUCCAACGGCGGCCAUGAUGGCCUCUAUUACGGCGGCCAUGAUGGCCUCUCUAACGGCCACUCUAAAGCCCACGCUGAGGGCCUAUCUGGAGGCCUCUCUAAUGGCCACCCUGAAGGUCAUCCUGAAGGUCACCCUAGAGGUCCCCCUGAAGGUCACCUCGAAGGUCAUCCUGAAGGUCACCCUAGAGGUCCCCCUGAAGGUCACCCUAGAAGUCACCCUGGAGGUCACCCUGAAGAUCAUCCUAGAGGUCACCCUAGAGGUCAUCCUGAAGGUCAUCCUGAAGGUCACCCUGAAGGUCACUCUGAAGUCCUCUCCCCGGCCGCGCAGGAGAUGCUGGCCCUCAAGCGGCUUGCGCCCAUGGAGGACUCCACCGAGACGCUCACCGACGACGUGGAGGUGGUGCCGUACGAGGUGGAGGCGCCGGAGACGAACCGCGAGGACGGCCAGGGCCCGGGACCUGGGCCGCAUGCCCACACCUCCCCACCCCCCAGGGAGAAGCCCUAUGACGAUGAAGAGGAGGAGGAGAAGGAGGAGGUGGUGGAGGUCGAGGGGAGGACGGAGCCGAGCGUCGCCAAGGCGUCGGCGGCGUCGGCGGGCGCGGUGGUCGUGGCGACGCCCACGCCGGUGGACUCCGCCCACAUGGCGGCCCAGCGCCUGAUGUCCCGCAGCCCGUUGAGCGACCUGGCCCUGCUGGGCCCGCGCUGGGAGAGCGUCCAGGGCAUGAUGCAGUCCGCCCGCCGCAGCGCCAGCCACUCCGGCUUCUGCCGCGCCUACCAGCACCGCCGGCCCUCCGGCGCCGGCGCCGCCAAGACCCCCCGCUCCCAGGCGCUGGCCGUGUCCGUGGCCGGGCCCCAGUGCUGCUGCCGCGAGGGGGGCCGCGCCGGGGCCCCCCCGCCGCAGGCCGGCUGGCUGUCGGCCCUCAGCCACGCCGUGCCCGGCGGCCACGCCCUGGCCGCCGCCGCCGCCGCCGGCGUCUCGUCCUCCCUGGCGGCCCACCAUCAACUCCUGCCGGCCGCCAACCCCUCUCUCCCCGUGGGGGCCCCCCCCGGCGUGUCGCCGCCGCCGCCGCCCCAGGCCUACCUGGACGACGACGGGCUGCCGGUCGCCAUGGACGCGGUGCAGCAGCGGCUGCGGCAGAUGGAGGCGUGCUACAAGCAGGAGGUGGAGCUGCUGCGGCAGCAGGUGCGCCGGCUGCAGAUGAAGCUGGAGAGCAAGCAGUACGGCAGCCCCCCCUCGGAGCCCGACCUGGACUACGAGGACGACAUCACCUGUCUGCGGGAGUCUGACAACAGUAACGAGGAGGACUCUCUGUCGUCCCAGAGCGAGGACCGUCUGUCUGAGGGCAGCUGGGACCAGGUGGACCAGAGGGACAUGGAGGUAACUCGGUGGGUGCCGGAUCACAUGGCCUCUCACUGUUUCAACUGUGACUCUGAGUUCUGGAUGGCCAAGAGACGACACCACUGCAGGAACUGCGGCAACGUGUUCUGUAAGGACUGCUGCCACCUGAAGCUGCCCAUCCCGGACCAGCAGCUGUACGACCCCGUGCUGGUGUGCUCCACCUGCCACGACCAGCUGCUGGAGUGCCGCCACCGCGACCUGCGCAGCCAGCAGCUCAAGAAGCCCAUCGCCACCGCCUCCAGCUGAGCACCGGGACCCCGCCCCCAACCACACACGUCGUACACACCCACCACACACACCCGACCACGCCCCCGCCCGCCCGCCCGCCCGCGCAGAAGGGCGUGGCCUCGGGACCACCCAGCUCCUCCACUCUGAGCGAUUCCCCCCCCCCCCCCCUCACGCCAUCUCCGAUGGGGCGUUCCCGAUUGCGUUCCCCGAUCCCCGGUCCCGAUCGAUCGGCCCCCUGGUCCGACGGGAACGGUUGGUUUUUCGGACCACGCCGCCGCCACGCGUCGCCUCGGCGAUGGCAGGCGGAGGGCGGCGAACGUGGGGUACCUCGGGGGGGGGGGGGGGGGGGGAAGAACGGACGUCGUUGUUGGGGAGGUGAGGGUGGCGGCACUGACCUGAGCUCCCCCGAGAGGGAGAGGGAGAGGACUAAGGGGGGGACUCCCACCUGAGUCCGAGAGCGGGAGAAAGGACCUUGUUGAUUUGCUGUUGUUUUUCCGGAUCCUGACGAGGGAGGCAAACGGAUUUGAUUGCCUGAAUAUUUCAGCCCCGUGGUGGAGUAGCGUCCUGCUGCCCACCACAACCCCCCCCCCCCCCCCCCCCAACCCUACCCAGGGCCUAGUGUUUAGAGUGGGUCACCCAAGACGGGUCCGAACACCGUGGACCUCUGCUACCAAACACAGACUAAUGUCCCGUCGUCGUCGUCGUCCGUCCCUGACGGAGGCGUCUCACCCUUUAGCAGACAGUCUGUCGUCAUCGUCGUCCCCACCGUCUCCCUCCUGUCCCCCACCUGUCCAGAACUCUGAAGCCUUGAACUGCUCCACUGGAAGUGUUCAGCGAGAAAAGAAACAGAAAUUGCUGCUACAGUAUUUAAAGAAGAAAAAAAUAAGUCUAAUUUUGUAUUCUUAUUUUGUGCACUACAAACUUUUAAGAAUUUGAGGGGAAAUUGAGACCAAACCCUAGCAAAAGGGAGAAAUCUGCUGUUUAUUUUCCCUUUUUUUUCUUUUUUCUUUUUAUUGUUUUUAUUGUUUUUUUUUUUCUCUGUGUUGGAGCUUGAAUGUACUGUGGGAUGCGGAACUGGAAGAGUGAGUAUGUAUAUGUGCGUUUGGUGGUUCGUCUAUGUGUUCAUUGCUCUAAUGCGCUUUAUUCGGAUAGUUAUUAUUACGUGUACGCACAGUCCCUGGGAAGGGGCGGAAUCUGAAUCGCCCCGCUUCUCUAAAGCCUUGUUGCAAAGGUUCAACGUUUGGAAGAGUCCGGACAGGUGGAAAGUUUUGGGAAAUGUCAAUACCCUGAAAUGUGAAAAGAAAAGACGAGUAGACGAGAGCCUUUUACGACUCGGAAGGAGGGUUGGUUUUUGGGAGUCGAACGAUGAAGCAGACCUGGUUCGUGUUGUCUUCAGGUGGGAUAGUAAGUACCCCAUCUUCUGCCCUAAGAAUAUCCUGACGCAGGCAACCAGUAAACAAUCUCGAAAACAUCUGUGUUUGUUUGUUUGUAUCCGAUGGUGGUUUUGUGAACUCGAUGGUGCCAACAUAUUGUUUUUGUUUGUUUUGUUGUCGUUGUCGUUUGUUUCUCUUCUGUUACAGACUUUUUUGCGUUUCCCCUCUCGCAGGCAGCAGGUUUCCUAUUGGCCGUGUCUUGUAUGUUGAUAUGGUACACAUAGCUAGCUGCUUAACAAGGGGCUGACCGGCGGAGAGUCACGGGGGUCCGUUCGGUUAACACUGCUAACGACGGAGCGGUCGAGGGUGUCCGCGGCCUAACAUAUUUCGGGGUUUCCGGGAGGUGGAGCGAAGGUCAUCGGAGAGGUACCCGGAGCUGUAAUCUUUCUAGUUAAUCUGAAUUUGUAGUGGAGGUUACAACCUGUCACUUAAUGAAUAAUUGUUGUAAAGAAAUACACUGUAAGAGUUAAAUCCCAUGGGUGGAAAUAAAGAUUAUAUCAUGAA
Messenger RNA from Gadus macrocephalus (Pacific cod), 6414 nucleotides. It is a transcript of the gene mtmr4, whose product is annotated as myotubularin related protein 4. The record is from RefSeq and is a predicted model, not a curated record. Bases 395 to 4495 code for a protein of 1366 amino acids. Gene Ontology annotation, molecular function: metal ion binding; phosphatidylinositol-3,5-bisphosphate 3-phosphatase activity; protein phosphatase binding. The transcript has 20 exons. Gene Ontology annotation, biological process: regulation of autophagy; dephosphorylation. Lineage: Eukaryota; Metazoa; Chordata; Actinopteri; Gadiformes; Gadidae.